UUCAUCAUCUUUAUCAAUAAACCAUAUCCUCCUUCCCAACUCGAAUAUGUAAAACCAUCUUAAAUAUCUGACAUUUUAUCAAUCACACGCAUGAUGAGGGAUUGAUAAAUAAUAUAGUUAUAAUUUCCCCAACUGUAAUUCCUUGACUUACAUAUGAUGGAAGUCUUAAUAAGACUUGGCAAACUUAGGGCGAGAUCUCUCCAAAUAACGCCAACUAAUCCUUUCAAGACAACUUCGACAAGAUCUGCAGAUCACACGAACGGAGACGGCGUUGAGGGCGACGAAUCCCUUGAAGAACAGUUUGGUUUGGGUAGGGCUGAAACCGAAUUCCCCUCCUGGACGGUGGGUCGUGGUAUUCGUGGUGGUAACGACGCUGUUGCUGCUUUCUCCCAGCAAUCCUCAAUCCCCAUCCCUCUUCAACACGAGGAGGGAACUUCUUCCCCUUUGACAGAGUCAUACUCACGCACCCCUCGACCCUCAACUUCCUUCAAGGAGUCCAAGUUUGCUAAGGUUUUGGGAUUUGGUUUCUUUAAAGCUGACACUGGACCUCCCGUAAAUAUGGGUCAAUUUCCGGUCGAAGUCCCAUUGUCGAGUGAGGAUGGCCAGCAGCAGCAGCAACAACAACCACAGCAGGAUAGUGCGUCCAGGGGUCAUCGCAUGUCAAAUCCUAUCGAGCCAAGUUAUUAUCUGAUUGGGAUGCGGAUGGCAGACACGCAAUGGGCGAUGAACUAUCAAGAAGGUGCCAUAUAUUUAGAAGAGGGUGCAAAUAAUGAUCAGUUUUCCACUCAUCCGAAACGCAAAGAAUCCUUACCGGCGUAUAUAAUGGCGCAUACUUCUUGGUUUUAUGUACUGGACCUGUUGGCGUCUUUAGUUUUACUUUCGUUAGCUUUGACGGAACCUCCGGCCGUAGAUAUGUUGGAGCUACCACUGGGAGUACACGCAUCAUUAGAACUGGGUGCACUAGCCGUUAUAGCGUUAGGCUUAAUUCUAAAACUACGAUGGCUAGGAAUUUCGACGUUAUUUUCACAUAAGCGGACUUUAAUUAAGACAUUAACCAUGGUGGUGAUGAUCAUAGAAGCUGUAGCCGUUUUAUUACGUCAGUCCUCCCAUGUGAGAAUAACUCGUGCCUUGCGCCCCAUUUUUCUCGUCGAUAAUCGUUAUUGUCGCGGUGUGAGGAGGUUCACUCGAGAGGUCUUGCAAACGCUUCCUCCAAUCAUCGACAUGUUGUUACUACUCUUUUUCUUCAUUUUGACUUUCACCUUGCUGGGUCACUUUUUGUUUGGACACGCGGACGGAACGACGGAUCCAUUUUUCAAGUCGUUGGACAUCUCAUUCGUUAAUCUCUUUGUUCUACUGACGACAGCCAACUACCCUGAUGUAAUGAUGCCAUCCUACAAUAGAAGUCGUUGGUCUGUCCUCUUUUUUGUGGCGUACCUUGUUACAGUGUUGUACUUGUUUAUGAAUUUGCUUUUGGCCGUGGUUUACGAUACAUUCACAACAUUGGAAAAAGAAAAAUUCAGAAAAUUAGUUGUUCACAAGCGUCAAGCGUGUCAUUACUCUUUUAAUUUACUUGUCUCGAAAUCCAAUCCGAAUGGCAUUAUUUUUCGUCAUUUUUAUGGGAUGAUGACGCAGUUUGCGCCAAAGAAAUCUCUUCGCGAUAUUUAUCUAACUUUCAAGGCCUUGGACAAAUCCGGAGAUGGUAUUUUAAGUCGCGAAGAAUUUUGUCGGUUUUAUGAAUUUGCGGAUUUAAAGUGGGAACCCCAACUCAAAAACAAUUCAGGCUUCCAGCGUCAAUGGAUUUUCUGUGCGGAUUUAGGCGUGAAAGCUCAAAGAUUCUUAAAUUCUCCAUAUGCUGACCAUCUAUUCAACGGCGUCAUAAUUUUGAACACUGUAGCAAUGGUAGCAAGAUGGGUGCAGGGAGGAUAUUCUUGGGAUUCGUAUGUUUUUGCCACAUGGUUUAUGAUCGAAAUGGGAUUGAAAAUUGCUGCCUGGGGUUCUGAACGGGUCUUCUCCUCAGGAUGGCACACUUUCGACUUAAUAGCGUCUGUCCUGUUUAUCUUUGCCAUAAUAUUCGUCGAAUUUCUCAAAAGUUGGAGCGAACUUUUAACGUUUGUCCGACCACUGAGACUGCUUCGAUUAUUUAAGCUCAAAAAAAGAUACCGUGACGUUUUUGGAACACUGUUCAUCCUAAUUCCACCCAUGUCAUCAGCGGCCUCAGUAAUACUCUUACUUUACUACGCCUACUCCAUCGUGGGAAUGGAGCUAUUUGCCAACAUUCCUCUGAGAAAUUGCUGCAACGGAACUUUAUUGGAACCGUACUACGCGGACGAUGGACUAAACACGACUUUCCAGUUACAUUAUUAUUUAAAUACUUUUUCCAAUUUGGCUGCAAGUUGGGUCACACUUUUUGAAUUAACGGUUGUCAACAAUUGGUACGUAAUUAUGGAAGGACACGCCAUGGUGACUUCUGGUUGGAGUCGUCUCUACUUCAUGUCCUUCUACUUGGUCACGAUGGUCCUGAUAACGAUCAUUGUCGCAUUUAUCCUGGACACGUUUCUCUUCCGCAUCCAGUACAAACGUGCCAUGGAUAAGAAGACUGAGGAGAAAAUGCUCAGAACGGAAGUUCCUCUGACUGGAGAGGAAAUUGACUUUUGCUACCGACAAUAUGCUGACGAGCCGACCAAGAGGGCACACAUUUUACAAGACUACGGGGAAGACCUGGCUGUGAAAGGGUGUGUCCAUUAUGUUGGGUUUAGACGAAGAACGAAAGAAAUUUUAUUCAAGAGAAUGUUCAAAAAUGAAAUUCCUGACUGGUUACGAGAGACUGAGCCUGUACUAUAGAAUUAGAAUCUUAUACUUAUAUACAUGAUAUAUUUAAAUAUAGUGAAAGACAAUAUAUAUUUAUCAACAAAAAGUCCAAAGUACUAAAAGUGAACAGUGCAAUAAUAUUGAUACAUAAUAGGUAAUAAUAAAUAUGUGCAUGCCUAUCUCACCAUAAUUCUAUGCAAUAAAUCAGUGCAAACACUUUACACAUAUGUAAGUAAGCUAUACAUAUGUAUAAACGCAAGGCAAUAAAUAAAUAGUUAUGCAACGAUA
Messenger RNA from Folsomia candida, 3096 nucleotides. Its product is annotated as two pore calcium channel protein 1. Bases 154 to 2841 code for a protein of 895 amino acids. Gene Ontology annotation, cellular component: lysosomal membrane; endosome membrane. The record is from RefSeq and is a predicted model, not a curated record. The transcript is spliced from 16 exons. Lineage: Eukaryota; Metazoa; Arthropoda; Collembola; Entomobryomorpha; Isotomidae. Gene Ontology annotation, biological process: transmembrane transport; monoatomic ion transport. Gene Ontology annotation, molecular function: monoatomic ion channel activity; calcium ion binding; voltage-gated channel activity.